Messenger RNA from Anguilla rostrata (American eel), 6379 nucleotides. Its product is annotated as forkhead box protein G1-like. Gene Ontology annotation, cellular component: nucleus. Gene Ontology annotation, biological process: regulation of transcription by RNA polymerase II. The transcript has a single exon. NCBI's taxonomy places the organism in Eukaryota, Metazoa, Chordata, Actinopteri, Anguilliformes, Anguillidae. The coding region runs from base 3915 to 4982 and encodes 355 amino acids. The record is from RefSeq and is a predicted model, not a curated record. Gene Ontology annotation, molecular function: DNA-binding transcription factor activity; sequence-specific double-stranded DNA binding.
CUCAAUAGCUGCGUUAUGACGACAUAACCCGGAAGACCACAGUUGUCUAAACAGGACAACAAAAAACGUGGAAUAUUACACUCGGAUAAAUUUAUGAGCGAGCAAAAAACAUCUCGUGGUUCGCCAUACUAAGUGGACAGCGCUUGCAGUUACGGAUAGACAACGUAUUGUCAGCAGGAGACCCACAAUUGGAGAAUGCAAUGGCGCAGAGCAUCCACAAAAUAAAUAGACAGCGAGCGGGGUCGUCCAGGCGAGACCCUGAAGUGGACACCGAGCCAUGGCAGUACUCUUGCAAGAGGACGAAAUUUGUGACGAGAGGGUGCAUUCAAGUGGCAGUGCAACCAGUAACUAGCUAGACAACUAGAUGGAGAUUCGCUCCUUUUGAAUAUUUGUUUAAAGCAAGCAAACAAAAAAAAGUGAUUGGUGGAUUUGAUUCUUCGGGAAGCUUGUAAUAUGCUCCAAUUCUCUCAUCGUCACAACAUUGUUGUUAUAUCUGGCUUUUAAAUUAUCCGAGUACAGUUACGAUUAAGUCUAAUUUCAUGGGUGUCGAACGCAAUCGCAAUAGUUUUUGUCACUCAUCGUUUUUAUUUUGAAAAAACUAUGAUCAUUUUCCGAGUAGUUUAGCCAUUCAUUUUUAAAUGAGCUUUUUUUGCCAGAGAACGUUUAAAUGUCCGAUAUUCAAAACAUCAGAGUUUGCGUCAAUGUUCACUAUCCUUGGUCCAUGGGGACACAAACUGCCGGUUAAUUCUUAAUUGGAUUUAAUUCAUGUUAAAUUAAAACUUGAUGUUAAGUUGAACUUGACAUCACUUAAUAUACAUACCAUUCUAUUAGAGAUAUACAAGUACAUGUAUUUCUGUCAUAUAUUUAAUUGAGGAAGGUAUUUUUUUUUUUUAAACAGUAAUUGCAUGACAUGAAAUAUACAGCUCCCAAAUAAAAGCCGGUAUUAGUAUUACUCAAAACAGCAUUCAGAAAGGACAGUCACCUAGACUGUGAUACAAACAAAUGGGGAUAAGAUUACAUAAAAUGAAAAUGAAUCAGUUGAACACUACUUUCUCCUUGCUGUAAUCUAAUGCGUAACUACCAUUUUGGCACACUGAUGCUGAAGGGGAAAAAAGCUUCACUUCACUAGCUCCUCGUGCAUGUGCGACCAAAUGCAAGCUUGUGAGUGACACUAUUUUGUGUCCGGUUCCUCCGGACUUUGGAUUACAGUUUAUGCCUUUUGCUAACAAUCGUUCCGUUGCAUGAACAGUGGUAUCGCCUCAGCGUGUUUAGGAGCAAGCUGCACGUGACCGCUGCCCGGGGAUCAGCGACUCACAGUUCUGGAGCGGUAAGGUAAUCCGCCCAACAGACAGUCGUGGGGAUGUGAUCGUCGCGUGCAUCAUGUCUGUAAAAUAUUUCAGUUUUAGACUGACGGAAAGCAAAGGUGUGACAGAUUCACAAACUCAAUGACAGGAGGCGGUGGCGGCGGCGGGUGGUAUUCAUGCCUCUGCUGCUUACGCGACGCGUGCGGUGGGUGCCCGGCGUAAGCUUGAAAUGGUAUGAACAGCUCACGGUUAAGUGGUUUAUGCAAAUCUAAUGUCAGAGACAGACCACGUGAUCAUUUUGUCAAUAUUACAUAGUAUGGCAAUAUUUACAACAGGGAAAACAUAUAAAUCAUUUAUGUUUCAACGUAUACAGACCUGAAAUAUUAAGCAAUCAGGCCUAUAUAAUUAAGUGUGCAAACGCUUUAAUUGGCUUUUGGUUGAAAUAUUGUUGCAUGAAGCACAUUUGUAAUUGAGUCCUUCUUUGACGGUGGUUUAUGGGAGGUUUAAACUGGAUAAAACAGUGGAAGAAAUCUAAAUAAAUGUGAAAUUUGGAAUUAUAAGCAGUACAUGAGAAUCUGUUCUAUUUUGAGAAGACUAUGAAACAAAAUAAAUGAAUUAUCUAUCUCUGAUCAUGGGAUGUGACUGUGUAGUACCAGGGAUGAAGAGAUAUGAUUAGUUCUGUCCAGAUAAAUAUGUACAGUUGUAAAAAAAAAAUGUCAAAUACGAGAUGAGUGAGUGAUGUACGAUAAUAUUGAUGCGUGUGUGCGUGGCCUGAAAUCUAUGGAAAAAUAACUGCGUCCAGUAAGUGUGAACUGAGCCUCAUCUUGACAUGUGUCAAUGUAGUUUGACAGGGAUAUUAAAUGGAAAUAAAUACAAAUAACACAACUGAUAACUAUACUUGGUCAGGUUCUAAGUCAACUAGAUAUAAUAAUCUUUGGACAUAGGGCUUCGAAAAUUCAUAAUAGCUUUAUUGGGACGUUGAGAAUAUCCUCUAGGCCACAGCGAAGCCGGUCUGUGUUGGUGUCACUGACCUCAUUAGAAAAUAGCGCAGCGCACCCAAAGUUCCACGCCAGACCUGCUGCUUCUGUAGUUAAAGUGGUUUGGCCUAAAGCUUCAACUCCAGUCCGUGCAGUCCGUUGAAGAGGGGAAACGUAAAGUACACAAUUUGCAGGAAGUCGCCGAUAAUCAAGAUUAAAGGGCAGGGCCGUUUAGAUUGCGCCGUGACAUACGUACCCUUUCGACUUCAGCUUCUUCAUUUUACCGUUUGAGGUCGAAGUUAUCAGCCUAGCAUCUCCGAAGGCGCUAGGCCCACGUCUCUGCGUUUUAAUCGGGAGAUCAGAUUUAUCAUCCAUUCCUGCUUUUCCGAAUACUUCCCAAAUACAAUAAUACAACAGCCUAAUAAGGCUUAAUUCUUCAUGAAAUCGUUUUGCUUUUCUGUUAUUUGUCGGACACAUCGAUACGCAUCGUUAGUCAUUGCUCAUAUGACUGAAAACCGUUCAGUAAAUAUUGCAUUAUUAAACUGAGCAAAAAUAAGACCAGGGAUACAACGAAAUAUCUCGGUACAGUGAAUUGUAUGGUUAUUAACGUUUUCUCGGGAUUCUGCUAAACUUCAUGAUUAGUCUAAACACUGUUGGUCACAAGUACGCAUAGACACUCAGUUUAUUCGUUCAGUUAUAGCCUACAAGUUUUUUUCCACAAAAACAUGAAUGAAUAAUGUAUUUAGUUUCCCUCUGGAGUUUUAAAGUAAUAUAAAAUAGUGUUAUUUUGCAUUUUAGAUGCACAUCAAUAUUUAACUAUCCAAAUUCAAAACUGACACAUUUUAAAUGAGAAAACUGUAACAUGAAAAUCCGUACGGAGUAGAGAAUACGGAGUCUAUUUACCCCAGGUUUUCGCAAAACAAUGUUUUCAGGUCAAGCAGCGGGAAUCGUCAACCCGGGGUUCCCUUCAUUACGCAAAAGCCACAGUGUACACUGGAGGCGCUCACGUCGCGAGUUUGAUUUUACUGCCAAUAUGUUUUACGCACGCGCUUCAAAACAAAGGCUUAAACAACUUAAUAAAACAACAUAAAAACGUUUUUGAACAGCAGUGCACGUUGAAUAAAUAAAGUUCACCUUAAUCGCUAUCCCGUCUUUUAACGGGUUGUAGCCACUGAAGUGUUGUUGGAGAGGCUGAAAGCUGUCAUUACUAUUACAGCAAUUUCUCUGAACACCGUAUAGCUGGAUGAUUGUUCUUGUGCGUAUACGGCUGCUACGCGCACACACAAGACGCGUGCAGGAGCCGCUCGAGAUGUUCCUUACAUUUCCAAGUGCAUUUUAGUUUCGGAGCGCACAAGAAUGUUGCUAUUCCAGGCUGGGAUAAGGCGAAGUAAAUCGGCUGUCAUUUGCUUUGUGGUAGGAUCUGUUGACAGUGUACGAUUUCAGCAAGUGACUGGCUCCUCCUCUUCGGUGAUGUAGUGAUAAGACGGAACCUCCUUAAUUACUAAUUUCACCAUCCCACGCCAAGCUCGCCUCUGUCCUAGAAGUUCCUUCAUGCAUGCAAUGUUCAGAUCGGAUCGCGUCUGACCUUUUAUUUUCCAAACGCAAAACCCAAGGCUGGUUGUGACUGCCCGGCAUGGGAGAUCAGAAAGAGCCGACAAUGGUGCACAAAUCCACUUCGUUUAGUAUCAAGAGUCUGCUGCUUCCUUCAAAAUGUGACAAACUGGGCUCGGGGGUUCCAGAGAAAAAUACUCUCCCUUCAGGGUCUGAUUCAGAGAAAUCCCUGGAUCCCACAGAAAUGGAAUCUACGCCGUUCAACCAGGAAAACCAAAAAGAGGGCGACGAGGGUAACGAGAGAGCGGCGGAGUCGAGCAAAAACGGAAAAUAUGACAAACCGCCGUUCAGCUACAAUGCCCUGAUCAUGAUGGCUAUUAGACAGAGUCCAGAGAAGAGACUUACUCUUAACGGCAUCUACGAGUUUAUCAUGAAGAACUUCCCUUACUACAGAGAGCACAAGCAAGGCUGGCAAAACUCAAUCCGGCACAACCUGAGCCUCAAUAAAUGUUUUGUGAAAGUGCCAAGGCAUUACGAUGAUCCAGGGAAGGGGAACUACUGGAUGUUGGAUCCCUCGAGCGACGAUGUCUUUAUCGGUGGGACUACAGGCAAACUUAGAAGGCGGUCGGCUACCUCCAGGGGCAAACUCGCAAUGAAGAGGGGGCUCCGCUUUGCGCCGUUAGGGCUGGGAUUUAACGACAGAGCGAGCAACCCUUUGUACUGGCAAAUUUCGCCAUUUUUGUCUUUACAUCACCCUCAUUACAACGGGUCUUCACCUGGAUUUCUGAAUCAAGGGCACACGUAUGGUUCACUACUUUCCGGAGUUGAGCAGUUGGGCAAUGGAGACCUCUCUCGCCCGAUUCUGGGAGGAUCUGCCGGGGGUAUUAACUUGACAAACGGUUACGGCGUGAGCACGUCUCCCGUUGGUUUAUUAUCGGGACAGACGGGCUAUUUCGUCUCGGGCUCCCAGCACACCCAGCCCCUCCAGCAAAGCGGCGCCGGAUUCGCAGUGCCCUCCAGCUCGCCCCACACGCUCAUUUCCGAAACACUGAGAACGUCAUUACCUUCCUUUACACCCGGCGUUACUAGUGGAUUCCCGGGAGUUUUGUCCCAUCAAAAGAGAGUCACUCCCGGUUCUUUCUUAAACUGACCACCCAUUCUCUACGACAGACGGUAGCAUACAUGCUCUUUUUCAUAUUAACCUUAAAUCGAGAAAAAUUAAAGUGAUGGCAAGUCAGUCAAUUUGGAAGACAGCCCUGCAACAACGCUGUUAUGGCCAUAGGCAUAUAUCCUGAAGUGCGAUGUUUUCUUCCAUCGAAAGGGACUAACUUUUAGUUAAUACAUUUUAUCUAUAGCCUUGCCAAAGGUAACAAUACAUGUUUCUGAUUAUUUAUAUCUUGUAUGAAUAAUUUGAAUGGUUUCCGUGGGUCGGUUAAUUUAUGUUUUAUAUUUAUUACAAAAACGUAUUUAAAUUUUAUUGUAUCGAUCAGUCUAAGGGUACAGCUACUUAAAUUAUUUAUGUGAGUAUGAAUCGUUUUGCGAUCAUUCAAUAUGGUAAAAGCGCCUUACAACUACAAAUCAGGGUUAUAGACAUGCACGAGGAGACGGACAGUCUACAUCAAAUUUGGAUCUGCUCAGGUUCUCCAUAUAGGCUUAAUCUAUAUAACAUACUGCUGUAAUGUAUAUAUAACCAACGGUCAGAAACCAUUUAAAGAUAGAGUUUCCGUUUUAUAACUGAUUUUACUUCUUUAAUUUUUGUUUGUUUUCGUGGAGAGCGUGAUUUUAGCAACAUGUAGAUGAGUGUCGAUAGUCACAGCGAUGCAUGGAUGUGGGCCUGUACUUAGUGGAAACGUCAAAUGACAAACGCUGUUGUGGUUUGGUCAUUUGCGCAUAUGCCGUUUCAUUUUCUGUCAUAUUGGUGUCCGAAAAAAAAUCGACGAGUGUUGUCUAAACCCUUGCAGCAUGGGUUAUUGGUAAAGAUGUUAGUACAGGACUUAAGUAAGAGAACCGUGAAAACAGGCUUUCACGUUAAUUUAAAUUUAUGUGUUUUUCGAUUAUCACAGACGGUUCACUAUUUUGGCUGUUACACGACCAAAGAUGGAGUCGUCUGUACAGAUAGUAUUGUUCAGCUCCUUUCCCCCACUUCGAAUUACAUUUCCCGAGUUUAAAUUAGAUGCCACUAGCUUAUUGGUAGAAGGAAGUCAAUCCAUGGCACAAUGCACAUCUUUAUUAUCUAUCUGAACUAUACCUUUAAGACGUUAACGUUUUCAUUACAGAAUGUCGUUUUCAUUUCAGAAACCUUUGUAUUUUACGUAAAGAAUUGAAUUAUGUGUAUAGGUUACGUUGUUAUUAAUUUUACGACAUGGCAUUAUUUCGACUGUCGACUUUCUUUUUUUAAUUUAAUUUCAACGUUUUGCACUUAUAGCUUCUAGAUUUAUUAAUGUAUGGACUUUGUAAUGUUUUGUUUUCGUUCAUGUAUGUUAAAAAAAGCAUCUAACUUGGUCAAAGUUAAUGAAAUGAAAUAUUAAAAAUUAUUUGUUUUAUCAA